AUGGGAACAACGGCCGAGACGCCAGAUACCACUUCUGGUUCUCCACUGCGUAUUUGCGAUGCUUCCAUUUCUCAUUGUUCAGGAACGCAGAUUGCCAUUCACAUAUUCAGAGUGUCGGCCUUUACUGUCCAUUCUUUGGAAUUGUUGAGGCCGCUGCUUUUCGCACACAACAAAGGAGCAGUUUCACCAUUGCUUAGCCACAUGGCUGACUUGGAAACCUGCCACAGAAGUACCGUUGUAGAGUCAGUCUCUUGCAAUGUUACAGGACUGGCAAGCUUCUAUUCCCCUCAUGGAACGGCUGAAGCGAAUACACCCAGGGAGCGCCAAUAUGAUAGAAAUGCAGAAAAGAUUCAAGAGCGCAACCAGGAGUUUCUGCAGUACCCUACAGAUCAGUCCAGGGAAAUGCUUCAUGAAAGUUUCGUCGACAGCCACCAACCAUACAGCGAACCUAUGAUGGAAAACACUGGUGGGUCUGCGAAGCGAGAAAUAGCUCAAGAUGCUGCCACUUUAGUCAGUGUGGUUGCGGAUGUGCCAGAGCAAGCAGGCGAAGGAUCCACUUGUAGGUACCGGAGCAAGAUUGUCAGUGGUGCAAGCUGUGAAGUCCUGCGGAAUUCAUCCGUGCCGCCGGACCAUCGCCGUAGAGCAAGUCUGAAUGAGCCUGGCCUACUCCUUGAAACUAAGGCCUACGAACGUGUAUCGCCAACUCGGAUAUUUUCCGUGCACCACCCUUCUCGAGGCCUGCAGGCCCGUUCAGAAUCAGCAGGUCAGAACAGUAGUAGAAUGCUUCAACAACCAUUUUUGCAGCAGGAAGGGAUAUCCCCAUCGAAUCCACAAACUCACAGUGCAGCAAAUGUGUCGCGAUGCCUUCACAGUAACAGAGAAUGGGCCUCAGAAGGCCAGUCGUGUCCGCACCAAGGCCAUGCAACUGCGCCAGUUGCCAAGUUUGUGGAGCCAAACCAGACGGAAUCAACAGCGAUUCAUGGAGUCAGGCUGCGCCCGAGUAGCCCAUGCAAAACCAGCGAAAACUCUGCAGCUACCAAAGACCUCGUAAUAAACGCUCUUUGUGACCAAAUCCAGCACCAACAAUGGAAGCUCAGAGUCCAAGAAAAUCGUUUGCACAACCAAGAACAACGCCUCCACGAUCUAGAGGCUUUUGCCCUCACUGGCCACCCGGAAUACUGGAAUCGUCGCCAACCCAUACUACUAAAAGACAAGGGGUAG
Molecule: messenger RNA, 1221 nt
Organism: Eimeria maxima
Lineage: Eukaryota; Apicomplexa; Conoidasida; Eucoccidiorida; Eimeriidae
Exons: 2
Coding region: 1-1221 (406 amino acids)
Source: RefSeq, a predicted model, not a curated record